AUGCCUGAAUUAUCCAAGCUCAGACGUCAACGUGGUCACAUCAUUGGGGCCAUCACACACCUAAAAAAUGCCGUGGUGUAUUAUAAGGCCUUAGAAGCUGAACUUCAGAUUCCAGAGAAGCUACAAGUUGCCGCCGUGGCUCUCAAAGCAAAGUUCGCAGCCUUUGAUGACCUUCAAGAACAAAUAGAAACACUGGAUGAAGCCGAAAAAGCGAAACGGUUCGAAAUCGAGGGUGAUUAUUACGACGUCAUCGGGGAAGUUACAGCCAUCGUGUCUCCUUUGCCCAGAUCCAGAAGUGUCACCAGUGAUAUCCAACGGGUGCCUUCCCCAGCCGGUUUGGCAGCAGACACAGCCACAUCUCUCCUCGCCCUCAUGCGUUUACCAGAGCUGGAGAUCGUCAAGUUCAAUGGCGAAUAUGAAAAUUAUCGACCAUUCAUCGACACAUUCAUGUCUGGCAUCAAUAAUUAUCCCCAGCUCUCCAAGUUUCAUAAACUUCAGUAUUUCCGCAGUCUUCUGACUGGCAAGGCUGCCAAAGUUAUUGAAGCUCUUCCAAACACCGAAAACAAUUACGAAACUGCAUUGGAAAUGAUCGACAAAAAAUUCAACUUUGAGAGAAAAAUUCUCUCGAGACACUGGUGGACUCUCCAAGAUCUUCCUAUCAUCACCAAGGAAACUCCAGAAGCCCUCAGCAAUCUUGUCGAUACUAUCAACCAACACCUUCGGUCAUUAAAGAAUCUCAAUCAACCAGUGAAUCAAUGGGAUUUACCGCUCAUAUGUCUGAUUCAAUCGAAGAUCAGCCCCGAACUCUUCACUCUUUGGGAACUCAAGAUCAAGGAUUCCAAGCUGCCCACCUACACCAGCCUCCUGGAAUUCCUAGAGAAUCGAUCACAGUGUUCAACUCGGAUCACAUCAACUAUCAAUGAACGUUCGAGUCAUUCCAAACGAGGUAGACAGGCAUUCUUCACAUCAGAAACCACUUGUGACAUGUGUAAAGAAGGCCACAAGAUUGGUAAAUGUCCGAAGUUCAGAGCUCUGUCACCAGCAGAACGCUACAAAAUCGCAAAACAAAAACUAUUGUGCAUCAACUGUCUUGGCGCCAAGCAUGAAAGACAACAGUGUGUUUCACGCUUCGAUUGCAACCAUUGUCACGAACGUCAUCACACCCUUCUUCAUUUCAAUGAUAAGUCUGAAUCAAGGAAUCCAGUCAACAAAUCUUCAACAAAGCCAGCUGUCAAGCCUCAAGCGCAACCACCCAUGGACAGCCAGUCCUUCAUCAUCAACACCUCCAACUGUGAUUUGAUGGUCACCGCUCAACUCCAGGUAAUCAAUCAUUCUGAUCAACCCGUAAAUUGUCGGGCCCUUCUGGACACCUGUUCCACCACAAAUUUCAUGACCGAGCGUCUGGCCUUGUCAUUGAAAUUACCUACAAAGAACUUCGUAGUCCCCAUCGGUGCUCUGAAUUCCAUGAAGACUUCCACGAAACACCUCGUCACUGCAACGAUACGGUCUCGGGUCAGCAACUUCAAGAAGACACUGGACUUUCUAACUGUCCCCCGUAUCUCAUCUCUGGUUCCCGAUCAACGUCUUGAUCAUCAGUGCAUCAAGAUACCUGCUAAUUUACCAUUAGCAGAUCCAGAAUUCUAUCAGCCUGGACACAUUGACAUGCUCCUAGGCUGUGGAACAACCCUUUCCAUGCUUGGCACAUCGAAACGGCGCCUGUCCUCCAAGGAUCAACCAGACUUAUACUUGAUGCAGUCAGCACUCGGCUCGAUCAUCGGUGGAGGGGUUCCUGUUCAACAAUCAUCAACAUCAUUCUCCUGUCAUCUCACGAACAUUGAGAAUCUACAGUUCGACUUAACGAAGUUCUGGGAAAUUGAAGAAGCCGUUCCAGAAUCCAACAGCAUCCAGAAUGAAUGCGAGCAACAUUUCACUGCUAACUUCUCGAGAAGCUCCACGGGGAGAUACGUUGUGGCACUCCCUUUCAACGAGAAAAUCAGCAAUCUCGGAGAAUCUCGCUCUAGGGCCUAUCAUCGAUUCAAGGCCUGUGAACGGAAAUUACUUCAUAAUCCAGAACUGAAAACCCAGUACGAUGCAGUACUUCAGGAAUACCUUGACCUCGGCCACAUGACUGAAGUCAACACCCAUAACAUCUCUCAUCCAGGUUACUACCUGCCUCACCACGCCGUCUUCAAAGAAGGGAGUCUGACAACCAAGCUCAGAGUGGUCUUCGAUGCAUCAGCCAAGACCAACACGGGUAUCUCAUUGAACGAUACUCUCCAUGUUGGGCCCACCAUCCAAGAUGACAUCCUGUCUCUUCUUUUGAGGUUCCGGCUACACCAAUACGUCUUGACAGCGGACAUCGAGAAGAUGUAUCGCCAGAUACUCGUGAAACCGGAGGAUCGUAAAUAUCAACGAAUCUUGUGGCGCAACGAUGAUGGUCCAGUCCGAACCUACGAGUUGAAUACUGUUACUUUCGGGCUAUCCGCUGCACCAUAUCUCGCCAUUAGAUGCCUCCAUCAACUGGCUACUGAUGAGGCUCAAGAUUUUCCAAUAGCUGCUGAGAUCUUGAAACGCGACAUGUAUGUCGAUGACCUUUUGACUGGAGCUGAAACUCGAGAACAUGCAAUAGCCAUUCGGGAUGAAUUAACCCAGCUGGUUAAACGGGGAGACUUCAACCUGCGUCAGUGGGCAUCCAACGACCCCAGCCUGCUCCAAGACCUAGCACCCGACGACAUCAACCGCCAUCUGCUCAUCUCAGACUCGCCUACAUUGAAGACCUUGGGGUUAUGCUGGAAUUCUACGAGUGACAACAUCGCGUACAAGGUAAAAUCGGUCGAGAUAACUGCUCCAAUCACGAAGCGAAUGGUCUUGUCUGAGACAGCUAAGAUCUUCGAUCCAUUGGGUCUCCUAGCUCCAGUCAUCAUCAUCGCCAAAACCUUCAUCCAACGGUUGUGGAAGCUGAAGCUGAAUUGGGAUUCUCCACUACCAGCCGACGUUCAGAAGGAGUGGCAAGAGUUCUACCAGCAGCUACCAGUUCUCCAAGAAUUCCAACAUCCACGCAAGGCUCUCACUCAACUAGUACAGAGAAUUGAGCUGCAUGGCUUUUGCGAUGCUAGCAACCUUGCCUACGGCGCUUGCAUCUACGUGAAAUCCAUCAGCACCACCGGCACCACUCAAGUCUCCUUGUUAUGUGCCAAAUCCAGGGUCGCUCCACUAACCAACAAACCUUUCUCACCCAGACUGGAGUUAUGUGGGGCAUUGCUGCUCGCAAGGCUGAUGACGAAUGUCCGAAACAUCAUCCAUAUCCAAAUCCAGCGAGUGAACUAUUGGACAGAUUCCACAGUGGUUCUCCACUGGCUGCAUACUCCUUCAACGAAAUUACUACCGUAUGUGGCCAAUCGAGUCUCUGAGAUUCAGCAGAUGACACUAAUCUCUGACUGGAAGCACGUCAGGACUCACGAGAACCCAGCAGACCUGAAGGAGGGUCCAGCAUGGCUUCUUGAGGAUGAACAUCACUGGCCUAUCCUUGAUCUCCAUUUCCCUUCAGAUCCUCCAGAGUUGAAAAAACAACAAUCAUCGCCUCAAGCUGGAACCUGUUUCAUGACAGCCAUGGAACAGCGCAGCGGCAAUGCGCUCACAUGGUACUCAUCUCUAACCAAACUUCAGCGCAUAAUUGCCCAUUGUCGCCGCUUCCUGACUCGCAACAAGGGUCCAAUUGCCGUGGAGGAGAUGGAUUCUGCUCUCCACGGAAUUACAUAUUGGGUCCAACGGGAAACCUUCACGCCAGUGAUCACUUUGCUCCACAAGAAGAACCCAGGGCAGAAAGCAGCAGUGCUAGCACCACUAGCUAAACUCAACCCAUUUCUUGAUGAACGGGCAGUGAUCCGUGUGGGUGGUCGUUUAAGAAAUUCCAACGUACCUUAUUCUCAACGCCACCCCAUGAUACUGCCCAAGAAACACCACGUGACAAACCUCGUGAUCCAUCAAGAGCAUCACAGGCAACUUCACGCGGGAGCUCAAGCCACCCUCAGUGCUGUUCGACUCCGGUUUUGGAUCCCAGAUGGACGGAGUACUGUGCGACACCUCAUUAGUUCCUGCGUACGAUGCAUCCGCCACAGACCACCUCCAGUGAACUACAUCAUGGGGAGUCUACCCGCAACGCGCGUCACCGAGUCCCGCCCUUUCAACAACGUGGGUAUUGACUAUUGUGGGCCCUUCUUCAUCAAGGAGAAGAAGUUCCGCAAUAGGGCUCGUAUAAAAGUGUGGGUAGCAGUCUUCGUAUGUCUGGCUGUGAAGGCAGUACACCUGGAGAUCGUCAGUGACCUGACCACCGAAGCCUUCCUUUCCGCUUUUCGUCGGUUCAUCGGUCGGAGAGGGCUGUGCGACAAUGUCUACUCGGACAACGGGACGUGCUUCGUUGGGGCCAACAACGAACUCCGGGAACUCCAUGAUUUUCUCCAGAACGAAGAUCACCAAAGGAAAAUUCAAUCAUUUGCUGCGAUCAAAUCGAUUAGGUGGCACUUCAUUCCCCCACAAUCACCUCAUUGUGGGGGUCUAUGGGAAGCUGCCGUCAAAUCGUUCAAAAUUCAUUUGAAGAGAAUUGUUACAGACGAACUUCUGACAUUCGAACAGCUAAACACUCUGGUGAUCGAGAUUGAAGCCGUGCUGAACUCCAGGCCGCUGACACCUCUCUCAUCAGAUCCAAAUGACCUGCAAGCACUUACCCCUGGGCAUUUUCUGAUUGGUGCAGCAUUGACAGCGUUGAGAGGGCCUGACUUCCGAGAAACUCCUUCCAAUCGGCUCUCCUCAUGGCAGCAUCUCCAGAAGCUCAAGCAACAUUUCUGGACUCGCUGGCAUCGCGAGUAUAUCAGCGAGCUCAAUCUGCGGAACAAGUGGGCCAACGGGGAACACCCCAUCACAGCAGGUACCAUCGUCUUGUUGAAGGAAGACAACCUCCCACCGCAACAGUGGGCUAUGGGUCGGGUGAUCCAAAUUCACCCUGGUGCUGACGGUAUUAUUCGGACUGUCUCUAUCAAGACACCCAAGGGAACCCUCAAACGAAACGUCAAGAAGCUCGCACCUUUGAUAACUAAUGACGACGAGAAAACAUAA
This is a messenger RNA of Diachasmimorpha longicaudata, 5112 nucleotides long. RefSeq lists its product as uncharacterized. The transcript is spliced from 3 exons. The coding region runs from base 1 to 5112 and encodes 1703 amino acids. Gene Ontology annotation, biological process: DNA integration. NCBI's taxonomy places the organism in Eukaryota, Metazoa, Arthropoda, Insecta, Hymenoptera, Braconidae. The record is from RefSeq and is a predicted model, not a curated record. Gene Ontology annotation, molecular function: nucleic acid binding.